UUAGAAACAUUACCUAGAGCUCUGGCUAGGGAAAACUGGUACCCAGAAUAACGAGAACUAUACUAGCAGUAAGACCAUGCGGAAUCACUGGCUGGCAGGAGCUGUGUCUGCCGCUCGGUUUGUUUUAGUGCAUCAGAAGAAGCGAGUGGGUUUAGUCUUAAUUCCUCGCCGUCUCUCUAAUCUCUGCAAUAGACGUGAUACACUUGACUAGCGCAUCAACUCUGUCCCAGCCAUGUGCUUGCGAGAGGGAUUUUCAGAUUUAGUACUAUGAAAGGUGGACCCAGAUGUGCACACGAGAGGAUUUAAGAAAGAUGAAGGCACCAAUGCGGCAUGGGGUAGCAGUGUUUCUAGUGAUUACCAUGUGUACCAGCUUGUUGAUUGUGUACAACAGCAGCUCCCACAGAGCCCCGCAUCAUCCACAGAGAAAGGAACCAGAACCCGGGAAUAUUACCACCAAGCCACAAAAGAUCAUCGUAGCACCAGCUUUACAGGGAUACAUCAGCAUCAUAGAUCACAAGCCUCUGAAAAUGCAUUGUAACAGCUGUGCACUGGUAACAAGCUCUGGACAUCUUAUUGGGAGCAACCGUGGUGCUGAGAUAGACCAGACUGAAUGUGUCAUCCGAAUGAAUGACGCGCCGACAAGCAACUACAGGAAAGACGUGGGUCAGAAGACCAGCCUGCGUGUCAUUGCACAUUCCAGCAUGCAGCGGAUUGUACGGAACCGCAACGAGCUUUUAAACAUGAGUCAGGACUCGGUGUUCAUUUUCUGGGGACCCAGUAACUACAUGAGGCGGGACGGGAAGGGGCUGGUCUACAACAACCUGCAAGUGAUAAAGCAGGUGCUGCCCAAGCUGAAGGUGUCCAUCAUAUCACGACAGAAGAUGCAGCAGUUGGACGAACUCUUCAAAAAAGAAACUGGCAAGGACAGGAGGAUUUCAAACACUUGGCUCAGCACAGGCUGGUUCACCAUGACAAUAGCCCUGGAGGUGUGCGACAGAAUAAAUGUCUAUGGUAUGGUUUCAUCCGACUUCUGCAGGCAGCCUCGUCGUCUUUCAGUACCUUAUCAUUACUACGAGCCUUCAGGACCUGACGAGUGCACAAUGUACCUCUCACACGAACGGGGGCGCAAGGGCAGCCAUCACCGUUUCAUCACAGAGAAGCGUGUUUUUGCCAACUGGGCACGGACUUUCAAUAUUCACUUUUACCAGCCAAACUGGAGCCCGAAAUCUGACAACCAUACGGUAAUUCGGACAGUAAUUGUGCCAGCUUCAUGAAGGACACAUGGCUGUGUUAUUGCUUUGUAUCCCUCUAACAGAAAAGCCACUGGAUUAUGUGAAUUGGAACUCUCACGCAAUGCCCCAUCUGUUACUAAUCUCUCAAGACCAUUCUCCAAUCAGAUGACAUUUGAAAAAAUUGCCAUUUUUAUGGACAUUCAUGGGACUGAAAUAUACAGAUGAACUCAAUUCCACAUCCAUAUGGCCUUUGGAACCAGUUUGUUUUUGUAUAAUUUCAGAUUUUCCAAAUGGAAUCUUUUAGACCAUGUAACAUUGUUGUUUCUUCACCCAAGAAGCAAAAUAGAUUUAAUUAGUUUGCAGGUGAUUAAUGGUGCUCUAUUUAUUACCCUUUUAGGCUGUCUGCACCAAUAUAGCUAUUUGAUGUAUUACAGCUAUGAGGUUACUUGUGUUGCUUAUUGUGUAACUGCCUUUGCUAAAUUGUAUAUUUCCCCGGAGCUAAAAUUAUUUUUAAAAAAAAUGGCAAGGAGGGUCUAUCAUCCUCUUUUCUGGUACAAUUGGGGUCUCAAUUAUGUGCCUGCAUAAGCUGCAAAUAGUUUCCACCACACAAAAAAAUAGCUCAAUUAUCUAUGCUAAUAAUUGUCCAAAUUUUGAGUAAAUACUAUAAAUAAAUAAAUAACUGAAACAUCAAUAACACCUUAAAGGGAAAGCGGCACAUAACAUAUGAAUAUGAACCAUGGAGCCCUUUUCUGAAAAUAAGGUUUAACAUUUUUCUUUAGGUUUGUUGCUCAUAAGGGACUGAGGAAAGGCACCGAGGUGAGCCUCACAGCAGCCCAGUUUAGCAUUCUGAUCAUUUACCUAUUUGCGGCUCGCAGAGGUGGCAAUGCAAUUUAAGAAGUUAUCUUUUUCAUGGUCACGAGGAUUCAAACUGAAUAAAAAUCUCUCCCCUGGGUUGCUGAAUGGUGUAGUUAGGAUACAUACAGUUUGUAUAGGGAGGGGUUAUGCCAUACUAAUAAGAGGUGUCAGGCACCAGGCGAUAGCAAAAUGCUUUUAUCCAGCUGCUAAAGAUGUAUGAUAAAUGUUUACCUUUUUUUUUUUUUUCAAUGCUCCAGUGGAUUAUUUUGCUUUUUUUUUUUUUUUUAAAUCAUGUGGACAGCAGCUAUAUUAGAAUUCAAGGUGAAAUGGUGCCCAAAAACAUCAUUACCUCAGUUAGGCAACUUGAGCAUGGCAUACAAGCAAAUUCGUGGAUCUUACGAAUGUACAACAUGGGAGCUAACAAUAAGUUCAGCCAGCAAAGAGAAAUUGCAUACUGGUAAGUGGUGCAUAUGGCCAUAGCAUGUACUGUCACUUCAUAAGUCACCAUGACGACCCUGGAAAUUUUCAAAGCACAUGAAGCGUAGCCAAUUCUAGAAAAAGGACAUCCCCCAGCGAUUCAUUACAUGCAACAACACAGGAAUCGAGAAUGGGUUGUUGAAUUAAUGCUGGAACAGUUCUUCAAUUGUAGUAUAAGUUUUGCAAGAUUGCUGCCAGUUAGUUGUAUGUUCAUUUGAUCAAUACAUCUGCUGUUGUGCAAUGCUAAAUUGGCCUAUUGUAUAAAUAUAUAAUUUUCCUUGUUACUUACUGUAAAUUAACAUAUACACACACAGAAAUUGUAACAUGCAAUUGCAGCAGUGUUUCUAAUGGUUUCACCUUAAAUUCAACACAACUUGGGCAUGGCAGUACAAGCAAGCACACACACACACACACACACACACACACACACACACUUGUUCAGUUUUGGGAAAAAGCCACCAAAGAAUUCAGUGAUGCAACAAUAUCACACACAAAUGUAAAAUGGCAUUUUCAUCUUGCAUUUUUGGCACGGAGGGUGCAAUAUGUACUUUAUAUAUUUAUAGAUAUUCAUGAAGACACAUCAAUUUGGCACCUCAAGCAGUGUGAUUAAUGGGGCUGCAAACCACUGUCAAAACACAUGCUGUGUAAUGCAAAGGAGAAAAUAAGUUUUCAAUUACUUACAUAUAGGAGUUCCCUGCAAUUCCAUAUGCUUUGAGCUUUCAGAACCAAACACAUAAUUAACGAGUCAACAAAAAUGAAAUGCCAUGUAAAUACUGCAGAUUAAUGAGACUCCAGUCAAAUGAUAAAUGAUAUUUCAGGCUUUCGUGUCUGCUCUGUUAUUAAACAAACCCAUUCAUAUCCACCAUUAGGGAACAUUCACAGCAGUUACAUUACACUCCUGUUGGUAGCCAGAGCAGAUAUAUAAUCUGAACCAUGCCUUCAUAAUAAAACACAUUCACUAAAAGCAUAAAAAACAAAGACUAUACAAGGCAUUUCUGUCAUGGUAUUUAUGAACUGUAUCCAAACAAAUCACUUGUUUGAAUAGGUUCUGCCCAAAUGUAUUUGGACUGGAGAUCUAAAACAUGUAGCACUUAGAAAAAUAAAUGUGAAUACUUUUCAAUGCUAAAAUGGAAUAAACAAAAUGCAAUACUGUGUUGGACUUUAGGAAGCGUGAUAUGUACUUGUGCAAUUACUAGUGUGUUCAUAUAAUGUUAAGCAUUUUUUUAUUCCUUAAAUGCCAGCUUUCAUCUAGGGUCAAAGUAGAUAAUGUUUUAUCUAAUUACAUGUGUUGGUUGCUAAAUAUGGUCCUAUAGUAAAAUAAGGACUAUUUUUAUUUGUUUUAUGACACACUAGUAAAUGCACAUAUCUUGCUCCCUAAAGUCCAACACAGUAUUGCAUUGCUGUGGUUAACAGUGCCUACAUUUUGGAAUAACUGUAAAGGACAAGACUAGAGAUAACUUUUUCUGUGUGAUUCUAAAAAUAAACCCCAAGGCAAAAUGAUAUUGAAUUCCUCUAUUACUUGUAGUUUUUGUAGGUCCUUCUUGGACUUAAGAUUUUUAAUAAAAGUUCCUACUCAUCAUUCAAGGAGUGUGCUACAUUCCUAUUGCCCUGGGGAAAAAACAAGGUUACUCAAUCAGGCAGGUUUUGUUGUUAUUUCAUCAUACUGCAACUUUAGGAUCAGAAAUUCAUAUUCCUCUUUUGUUACGAAUAAAACACUAUCUAUAUAUAUAUAUAUAUAUAUAUAUAUAUGUAUAUAUGUAUAAUGCUAAUGUUGUGCAUUUUAUACUUUUUGCUGCUUUAUAUAUUUUUUAAACUAAUAACUGUGAUGUUUUGGUGUAAAAAGCUUUUAGAAUGUAUCCCAUUGUGUCUUUUUCUAAAUGUAAUUUCUAUGCUC
Molecule: messenger RNA, 4458 nt
Organism: Acipenser ruthenus (sterlet)
Lineage: Eukaryota; Metazoa; Chordata; Actinopteri; Acipenseriformes; Acipenseridae
Product: alpha-N-acetylgalactosaminide alpha-2,6-sialyltransferase 5-like
Exons: 5
Coding region: 285-1274 (329 amino acids)
Biological process (GO): ganglioside biosynthetic process; oligosaccharide metabolic process
Molecular function (GO): alpha-N-acetylgalactosaminide alpha-2,6-sialyltransferase activity
Source: RefSeq, a predicted model, not a curated record